CUGAGUCUGUUGAGGUAAGGCCUCGUCUACGCAAUUCAUUCUCGUCCUUCCAAUCAGUUUGAACUUUGAGCACAAAAGUUCUCUCACGAUAAUGCUUUGAAGCUCUGCAACUCUCUUUCUCUCUCAUCUCGCUCGCAAUCGCUCCAACAUGGAGACAAUUGUUUCCAGUUCGAUGACUUUUGUCAGAUUACCAGUCUCUCCGGUUCUUACAGUGACAUCGACCUUUAAAUUCCAGACGAGUUGCUUCACAGCUUCGCCGAAGAGGAGGCUAUCGUUGCGUCCUCAGAAUCGAAGAACACUAGGGUUAGGGUUUCGUCGAUCUUCGUCACUUCGCAAAUCAGCAAUAACUUGCGGUGUCACGGAGAUUAACGAGAGCCAGUUCUCGGACACUGUUUUGAGGUCUGAUUGUCCGGUUCUCGUUGAGUUCGUCGCCAAUUGGUGUGGUCCUUGCCGUUUGAUCUCUCCCGCUGUUGAAUGGCUUGCUCAGGAAUACAAAGAAAAACUAAUAGUCGUAAAGAUUGAUCAUGACUCGAAUCCUCAACUAAUUGAAAAGUACGAGGUUUAUGGCUUGCCAACUUUGAUCCUCUUCAAAAAUGGGCAAGAAGUUCCAGAAAGCAGGAGAGAAGGUGCUAUUACAAAGGUAAAGCUUAAAGAGUACGUUGAUACUCUGUUGGAGUCGGUCUCUGUCACAUAGUUUCUUUAGAAGUUUCUUCACCAGCAAUGUUGUUCUCUUCUUCAAGUUGCAACACGGCUGAGAACAUGUGUGAGUAGGAAAAAGUUCUUUUCCAUUUGUUCUAUUCUUGCGAUCUACGACAUGGUAUGUAAUUCCAUCCUGCUUGUAUAUUUUGAGCUGUUCCAAGUGUGAAAUUAUUGAAAAACUAGAUGUAAGCCAUAUCAGUCGAUCAAAGUUUCUACGUUUGUGGCA
Messenger RNA from Cornus florida, 925 nucleotides. RefSeq names its product thioredoxin X, chloroplastic-like. NCBI's taxonomy places the organism in Eukaryota, Viridiplantae, Streptophyta, Magnoliopsida, Cornales, Cornaceae. Gene Ontology annotation, cellular component: cytoplasm. Gene Ontology annotation, molecular function: oxidoreductase activity, acting on a sulfur group of donors, disulfide as acceptor; protein-disulfide reductase activity. The record is from RefSeq and is a predicted model, not a curated record. The transcript has 2 exons. The coding region runs from base 149 to 694 and encodes 181 amino acids.